GACACUGUAAUUUAAGGGUGUUGGGACGAAGAGCGAGGUUAUAUUUAAGGCUAUGUCUAGGGCUGAGAGGGAUUCUCCGAGGGCUGACCUCCCCUCGCGCGGGCAGCCCGUCCCCCUAUUCCAGACCACAAAGUCAGCGAUGGGCGGGACGACAGUGCUCACUUUUCACUGAGCCGCAACUGUCAUAGCCCUGAUCUUGCGCUCCCAUUGGCUCCUGUCUGCUCCUACGUCACGAUCAUGAUUAGAAUUGAUGAUCGGACGUUUUGAUUUCAUUGUCUGGCGGAGGGGAAGUCGGGAAGAAAUCUGCUGAAUUCGGCCGUUCGUUUGAUUUGUCAACAAAGAAGCUCCCCAGUGUGCUGGUACGACAGAGGCGUCCAGACGGACACAGCUGUAGCUUGGGGAAUGCUUAAUGCCCUGGGACGAUCCACUGGGCCAAGGGUCCCUGUCCCUGAACUGCAGCUCUGACGCACGUGGAGCAGCAGCAAGAGCAGAGUCACGCUCUCCUGCCACAAAAAGAAGCCAGCAUUGCAUGCACCUGCAUGAUGGUCGACAUGCCAGCGCUCCACUGAUCACACAGACAGACUUUCCUGGGGUGUCACCUAGCACACCCCUCACUCUCCCUCUGGCAGCAUGGACGCGUGGCCUGAGAAAAGGACCGUCCAGACGAUGAACCUGCGCUCCGUCUUUACACCCGAGCAGCAGCGCAUCCUGGAGCGCUACUAUGAUAACGGCAUGACCAACCAGAGUAAGAGCUGCUUCCAGCUCAUACUGCAGUGUGCCCAGGAGACCAAGCUGGACUUCAGCGUGGUCCGGACGUGGGUGGGCAACAAAAGGCGGAAGUUGGCAUCCAAGGCUGAUCAGAAUGGAGGCGCAACGCAGGGCCCAGGCAGCCACACCUUAGCAGGGGCUGUUGGGGGUUCGGUGGCAGCUGGGGCCAUAAUGACCCCAGAAAUGGCUGCAGCACGUGGCGCACAGCGAGCUGCACACCUCCUCCCUCCCCCUGUCGCUUCUUCUUCAUCGUCACCGCUAUCGUCCUCCCCGUCUUCCUGCUCUUCCCACAGCAGCGGAAGCGUGAAUGCAAAUGGCAGCAACAACGACGUCAUUGUGACUGGCAUCUACUCACUGGCACGCACCUCCAGCCGCCUUGAGCCCUCCAUUCAGGCCAGGACCACUGCCAAAGCCUUGCCGCUGCACACGGAGGCUGAAAUACCUGCCCAGGUCGGCACCCGUCCUGCUCUGCAAGUAGACACCUCAGUUCUCCACUCCAGGCUGGCAGCCCUCCCUCGCAAAGUGCCCCAGCUCAGCAGCUCUUGUGGGCCGGUGCAGCAGGCUAGGAAGGCCUUCCCCCCUAGUGAGACGCCAGCCAUUGCCCGCGCAUGGGCUAGGCAGUCUUGGCCUUUUUCCUCACAGGCACACACGCAGCCUACACCCUCUGUCACGACUGCAGUGCACUUGGCUUCCCAGCCUUGUACCAGUGAUCCAGGCGUCAGAGUCCAACAGGUCUUUUCCCUGGCCACUCUGGGAAAUGGGCAGCACAGGUCUGCACCAGAGAGCAGCCUGCUUCGAGCGCCAGUCAAGACACAGCCAUCUGAUAGCAUGGGGUGCUUUUCCAUCGCCAUGGAAACUGGGGAUGCGGAUGACGAGUAUGCCAAGGAGGAGGAGCUGGCCAGCAUGGGUGCACAGAUCCAGAUGUGCCCAACGGGUGGCAGCAGCGGAGGUGUGAGCUCAGGGGCCUGUGCCUUGGGAAAAAGUCUCACUUCUGGAAAACCUGUGAGUGCUGAUCCCUACGUGGGAAAAGGACACCAGACAACACCCAGCUUGUCUCACUGCCCUCCAAGACAAAGCUCCUUCUUCAGCAGCAGUGCAGGUUCUCGAGGAAGCUACCCAGCGAGGCUUCCCCAGCAGGGCUCCCUGCAGACAGUGUCCACGCUCCAGGCGUCUGGCAGCCUCUCUGCCCCCUGGAUUACUAGCAACUCUCGUAAAAGAACGCUUCAAGACAGGACACAGUUCAGUGACAAGGACUUGCGUACCCUGAAGAAGUACUGGGACAACGGCAUGACCAGCCUAGGUUCUGUCUGCCGUGAGAAGAUCUCAGCCGCUGCUAAUGAGCUUGGAGUUGACAGCGAAAUCAUUAAGACCUGGAUAGGCAAUCGGCGCAGAAAGUACCGGCUCAUGGGCAUUGAGAUUGCGCUCCCAAAGGGAGGCCCCCCUGCCUUUAUCGACCAUUCAUGUGCAGAGUCUCCUCGCUCCCUGACAUCUGAUGGGGACGAGGUAAAGACCUCCGAUCCAGGAGAGGACAGUGAGAGAAACGAUGAAGUGUCCAUCUGCUUGUCAGAGGAUGGUGCAAGUGACUCCAUUCAGAGGGAUGAGGAUGAAGACUUGGAUGAAGAGACAAACAGCACCUCUCUGGCAGACAAUGUGAAGAUUGAAAUAAUUGACGAUGAUGAAGACGAAGAAGAUGAUGGUGGUAUAAUUGGCUCAGACAUGGAACAUUUGCAGAACCUUCUGGAGUUCAAGCAAGAAGAGGUGCGGUACCUUGAGAGCGAGCUAGAGAACCAAAAAGAAAAAUACCACAAGCUGCAGAGCUUCACUCGAAAUUUACUGAGUGCUGUGAAGAACAUGGACAAGGAGAAACAGCAGGAGCUGUUGGCCAGCCUACCUCAAGAAGUGGAAGACGACUGGGAGAUGAGCUCUGAGAGAGAUAUAGAGCUCAGUGCCCCUGCACUCACCACCCACAACUCCUCCUCUGCAUCAGAGGAGACUGGGGCAGCAGGACCCUUGUGACAAUGGCCCCUGGCUCCUCCUGCUCUUUUGUCUCCAUGCACUCCACGCAGUGCCUGCCGAAACUUGCCCAACUGUUACAGGCUCAGAAGAAGGCCUUUUUCUACUGCAUAUCCUGCUGCCUUGUGAGUAGGUUAAGUAUAAGAACAAUAAAAGCCACUGGCAUC
Messenger RNA from Scleropages formosus (Asian bonytongue), 2948 nucleotides. It is a transcript of the gene hdx, whose product is annotated as highly divergent homeobox. Gene Ontology annotation, molecular function: DNA-binding transcription factor activity, RNA polymerase II-specific; RNA polymerase II cis-regulatory region sequence-specific DNA binding. Bases 631 to 2784 code for a protein of 717 amino acids. Gene Ontology annotation, biological process: regulation of transcription by RNA polymerase II. The record is from RefSeq and is a predicted model, not a curated record. NCBI's taxonomy places the organism in Eukaryota, Metazoa, Chordata, Actinopteri, Osteoglossiformes, Osteoglossidae. The transcript has 11 exons.